AUGCCAUCAUACUUCUACCACAUAAAAUUCGAGUUGUAUCCUUUACCUGAUUCAGAUUCAAAGAAAGUUUCAAAAAGAGAGCGGGAGAGGGAUAUUUGGAUUCCUGGUGAGGGGACGGAUAUUUUUGGUGGCGAUACUUCUUCAUCCUCCAGUCUUGUAGGCUCAGCCUGGCCGAAACAUAAACCUGUUGCUUGGGAACAGGAUAGGAGGAGGCAAGGUGGCACUGGUAGUUCGAAUGUUUCUGAACAGGAACGAAAUACGGGGAAUAAUAUUAAGGAAGCUGGGGAUCAGAUACGGGCAGAUAGUGCUCAGGGUGCCCAGAACGGAGUCAUUGAUUCUGGGGUGAGGAAAGGAGGGGUUAUUGACUGCGGACCUUCACGAGGAAUACGACCUGAAGAAUCGGAAAACUUUGUUGUAUUGAGCACUGCAAAAGAUUCGCAAUUAGAAAUCGCACCACCGAGCGCGAGUUUGGUGGAUAAGAAGAGAGAUUUGCAGACUUCGAAGAAAGAUUGGAGGUUUGGGAGGGUAAGAAUUGAGAGUUUGGAUAUGAAUGGGGUGAGCGGAUAUCAUGGCAGAGGGAAGGGCAGUCAGAGUGGCAUUGUAGGUGUGAAUGCGGGGCUGGAACCGGUGGGUGGUAAAGUUACAAAGGCAAGAUUCGAGGAAUUACAUACCAAGUCAGAGAAUGGAUUGGAGUUGAAGAAUACGGAGGUGGGGUGGGGAGUGGUGCAUCUUUGUAGGGAGGGAGAGGAAACACCUGGGUUAAUGGGGGUGGAGGUUUACAACGCAGAUACUGUGGCAAGUCCUACGAAUGUUGCAGGAGAUAGUGGCUUAAGUGAGACGGUUGAGAAAGAUGGCGCAGAGGAUUGUACUAUACUAUGCAUACCGGCUGUUCCGAGCUAUCUUACAUCGAGAGAUUUCCUCGGUUUUGUGGGAGAGAAAACAAUGCAUGAGGUGAGCCAUUUCAGAAUGGUUAUGACGGGAAGGAUAAAUAGGUAUAUGGUACUUAUGAAGUUCAAAGAUGGAAAUGUGGCGAAAAAAUGGAGAGCAGAAUGGGAUGGUAAAGUUUUCAAUAGUAUGGAGCCAGAAACUUGCCAUGUCAUGUUCAUAAAGUCAAUCACUUUUCAAACACCUGCCUCCUCCAGAUCAAAUACAAGUUUUCCCGAACUAUCACACGAUCCUUUCACGCCGGCUCCAAUACAAAGUAAUCUUAAGCCUUUCCCACCUCCAACUCCAAAUCUCGUCGAACUUCCCACGUGCCCUGUCUGCCUCGAAAGAAUGGACGAUACAACAGGCCUCUUCACGAUCCUAUGUCAACAUGUCUUUCACUGUGCCUGUCUCGAAAAAUGGCGCGGCACAGGUUGUCCAGUUUGCCGGCACACCAAUCCUUCUCUAGCACUCGCCUCUCAGCAUUCUUCUUCAACUUACGACCCGGAUAAUCCACCGUUCGGAAGUGGUGAAGCAUCAUUAUGUAGUAUAUGUGAUUGCACUGAUGAUCUCUGGAUAUGCCUCAUAUGCGGAAAUGUUGGAUGUGGACGAUAUAAAGGUGGACACGCCAAAGAACAUUGGAAAGAUUCCGCGCAUAACUUUGCACUGGAAAUCGAAACUCAACAUGUAUGGGACUACGCCGGAGAUAUAUGGGUUCAUCGGCUCAUUCGCGAUAAAGGAGAUAAUAGCAAAGUCAUUGAACUUCCUUCAUCCCGCUUUCGAGGCACAUUGGCUCCAGCGGAGAAUAUGGACAUGGUUCCGCGGGAAAAACUCGAAAAUGCGGGGUUAGAAUUUACACAUCUUUUGACUUCACAAUUAGAAAGCCAAAGGGUUUAUUUCGAGGAAUUGGUUCGCAAGGCAGCGGCAAAAGCUAGUGCGGCAAGUGAAAAAGCUAUAAUCGCUAGUCGGGAUGCAGAAAAUGCAUUGAGUAAAUUAGGAGAGUUGGAGGAAAAGUGUCAUAAAUUGAGCACAGAUACGCUACCGAAUUUGGAAAAGGAAUUGGAAAGGGAGAAAAGGAAGGCGGAAAAGGCUCAAGAGAUUGCGAGGGGUAUGGGGAAGAGUUUAAGGGAGGAGAAAAAGGUUAGUGAGGGUUUAAUGGAGAGGAUUGGGUUUGUUAAUGAGGGGGUUAAGAAGAAGGAAGAGGAGAUUAAGGGGUUAAGGGAGGAAUGUGAGGAAUUAAGAGAAGCGAACAGAGAUCUUAUGGUUAUGAUUAGUGGAAGGGAGAAGAUUCGCGAGAUGGAGGAGACAGGGGAACUUGAGGAGGGAGAGGCAGAAGAAGCGGGGGUUAGUAUAGGGGAGGGAGAGAAGAAGAAGAAGGGGAAGGGGAAGGGGAGAAAGUGA
Molecule: messenger RNA, 2325 nt
Organism: Sclerotinia sclerotiorum 1980 UF-70
Lineage: Eukaryota; Fungi; Ascomycota; Leotiomycetes; Helotiales; Sclerotiniaceae
Exons: 2
Coding region: 1-2325 (774 amino acids)
Biological process (GO): protein ubiquitination; Ras protein signal transduction
Cellular component (GO): cytoplasm
Molecular function (GO): zinc ion binding; ubiquitin protein ligase activity
Source: RefSeq, a predicted model, not a curated record